Messenger RNA from Biomphalaria glabrata, 2407 nucleotides. RefSeq lists its product as uncharacterized. Gene Ontology annotation, molecular function: scavenger receptor activity. NCBI's taxonomy places the organism in Eukaryota, Metazoa, Mollusca, Gastropoda, Planorbidae. The record is from RefSeq and is a predicted model, not a curated record. The transcript has 18 exons. Bases 25 to 2286 code for a protein of 753 amino acids.
GUCUGUUUUGCUUAUACAAAAACAAUGCAGCAAGUUAUUUCGUUAUUGGUGUUAGUUUUACAAGCCAGGCCCAUCAAUACAGCUUGUGAGCCUAACAGAGUCGGUCAUGACUGCAACUAUAAAUGUCACUGCUACUACUCUUCCAGAUGCCAGUCUGCGCCAUGUAGACCAGAUGACAAAUGUGAAUCCCCUUACUUUGGCUUUUACUGUCAAUAUGUCAAUAUUUUAAAGGAGUGCACAAACAGUUUGAUUUUUGCGGAUGACGACAUCGGCACGUGCUACGAAACUAUUGGCUACACUUUAGACCUGACCUUCAACUCUACCUACACAUUUGCAUUCAUUAACAUUCAAGUCCAAAACUUUGAUAUCAUAACAGAGACCUACAAACGUAACAACUUAACAAUCCACUUUAAAUUGGACCACGACGUGAUUGAAUGUGUCAAUCAAGAGAUUUGGGAGAUCUCCAGAACUGAGAUAGAGAUACGCUGUGUCAACCAAACAAUUUUCUUUAAGGAGUUGACACUGACUGGUUCGGUGAAGUAUAUCUGUGAGCUGCGUUUAAGUGGGGGUCGAAGCGCCGGCACUGAUCUAACAGUUAUGUCCCCAAACCCAAUCAAAGACAACUUAAAAGCAUCGAUUAACGGAAUUUUAAACGAUCCUGUGUGUUUCAUGGCUGAUAACUGGGAUCUGACCCUAUCCAGGCCUUUCAUCAUUCAACGUAUCAAAAUUCAUAGCAAGCCAGUUCAAAAACGAAAGGCUCAGAAAAAAUACACAAGGCAAGGAUUCUCUCUGCAGUUCAUUGAUGAAACGAAAAAAACGACAUUCUCCUUCAGAACAAAUACUUCCGAAGACGUUUACGACAUAGCCACAAAUUCUUCUCCCAAAGUUUUAUCAGUUAUCAUUGAAGGGCCGGGCGGAGGAUCCAACAUUGUCAUCUGUGAAGCCGAAAUAUUUGGUGACUGUCCACCCGGUUGGUAUGGUCUGGACUGCGGACAAAAGUGCCGUAACUGCCCGGAGGGAAGAUGUUCAGUCCACGGACAUUGCUAUAUGUGUAUUUACGAAAUGGGUCACGUGGUUUGUCGGCAACAAUGCCAAGGGUGCAAAGGUCGGUGUACAGAUGAACCAUGCACUGGCCAGUGUAAAGAUGGAUACAAGGGAGACCACUGUCUGAAUUUGUGCGCCAACUGUGGGGGAACUGGCGAGUGUGAUAAAGUAACAGGGAACUGUGUUUCACCUUGUGUUGGUGGAUUCAUGGGAGCUACCUGUAGCCAAGACUGUGGAUACUGUGCAGAAGACAAAUGUGAUCAGAACACAGGCAACUGUACCGAAUGUAAAAGUGGCUUUUUUGGACAUCUGUGUAAUCGCAAAUGCCACCAAUGCAAAGAACAAAAAUGUCACCACGAGACCGGGAAUUGUGUGGCUGGAUGUCAUGAUGGUUACAGAGGAAGUCUUUGUUUCUUAAGAUGCAGCAACUGCGCUGGUAGUCAAGCGUGUAACCAAACGACUGGUGAAUGCCAUGAAGGAUGUGUGGCAGGAUUCACAGGUCUGGACUGUACAGAAUCAUGUGGUCACUGCUCUGAAAAACAAUGUGACCGAAUUUCUGGCAACUGCAUUCAUGGGACGUGUUUACCUGGUUAUGCAGGCUCCAGGUGUAAUCAAGAAUGUACCUACUGUAUAGAUCAUCUCUGCGAUGCCCAAAAAGCAAGUUGUUUAAAAGGCUGUCAAAAUGGUUACUAUGGAACGAAUUGUCUCAAACCUUGUCCAAACUGUGCUGGAAGUCGAGCCUGUGAAAGAUACAACGGAAAAUGUGUCUCUGGAUGCUCACCCGGCUUUCACGGUGACACUUGUAUCGAUGAAUGUGGACAUUGCGACAGAGACAAGUCUUGUGAAAAACAAUCAGGUAACUGCAAAUAUGGUUGUCUACCUGGAUUCACUGGAGUAAAAUGUGUUGAUCAUAAGAAUGAUUUGGAAGACAGUCAAAAGUUUACAGUGUUCAUCUUCUACGCCGUGUUCUUGUCAAUCAUUGGCAUCACUCUGAUAGUAUUAUUCUUCUCCCAGAAGAUUUAUUGGUUCUGCAGUUCGGAUGCACGGGAAAGUUUCGAAAUAAAAAUUAGAGAGCCUUACCGAGGCGCGUCCGUUGCAACUACGUCAAAAUCCAGUGGAGUAAGCACAGGCAGGUCCAGCAGUGCAGACACUCAAGCCAGCAGUAAAUCUAGAUCUAGGUCCUCCUCCGUGGACGACAUAGCGACACACGUGACUUUCAAGGACGUCAAGGACGCCGUGUAAACAAUUCUAUAACCGCUCUGCUGCUCAAUUUGAUGCCAACUUGUAAAAAUGACAUUCCCCACUAUACCUUUGUAGAUUUUUUUUUUCUUUUCUGUUAAGUCAAUAAAUCUAUAUCAUAGUG